This is a messenger RNA of Trifolium pratense (red clover), 3302 nucleotides long. Its product is annotated as pentatricopeptide repeat-containing protein At2g27610-like. Gene Ontology annotation, molecular function: zinc ion binding; protein binding; RNA binding. Gene Ontology annotation, biological process: RNA modification. The record is from RefSeq and is a predicted model, not a curated record. Bases 64 to 2673 code for a protein of 869 amino acids. Lineage: Eukaryota; Viridiplantae; Streptophyta; Magnoliopsida; Fabales; Fabaceae. The transcript has a single exon.
CAUUUUUUUGUGUCUCAAUUUCCAAAGUACAGUACUGUAACAUUUUUAUCAAACAAAAAGAGCAUGAAACUAAACCCCUCUUUAAGAACACUCACCAACACUUCAAUAAACCCAAUUCUCAGACUUAAACAUUAUUAUUCCGUUGCAAUCAAUACCAAGAAAACCCCAUUAUGUUACACUGAAUGUGAUCCUCACAUUGCACAAUACCUGUUUGAUAAAACUCCUCAGAGACUAACAACCCUUAAAGAACAUAACCAAUUACUCUUUCGUUACUCUCGCGAUAAUCAAACCAAAGAAGCCCUCAAUUUGUUUGUGUCCCUUUUUCGUUCUUCUUUACAACCUGAUGAAUCCACAUUGUCUUGUGUUAUCAAACUUUGUGCUAGUUCCUUUGAUGGGAAAAUGGGUAGGCAAGUUCAUUGUCAAUGUGUUAAAUUUGGACUUGUGUAUCAUGUUAGUGUUGGAACUUCACUUGUUGAUAUGUAUAUGAAAUCUGAGUCUGUUGAUGAUGGAAGGAGAGUUUUUGAUGAAAUGGGUGAGAGGAAUGUUGUGUCUUGGACUUCGUUGCUCGCGGGUUAUUCGUGGAAUGGAUUAUAUGAUUGUGUAUGGGAAUUGUUCUGCCAGAUGCAGUUUGAGGGGUUUUUUCCUAAUCAGUAUACUGUUUCUACUGUAAUUGCAGCUUUGGUUAAUGAGGGUGCUGUUGAUUUAGGAUUGCAGGUUCAUGCCAUGGUUGUUAAGCAUGGUUUUGAGGAUGCAAUACCUGUGUGCAAUUCUCUGAUUAGUAUGUAUUCAAGGGCAGGGAUGUUGAGAGAUGCUAGAGAUGUUUUUGAUAAAAUGGAGAACAAGGAUUGGGUUUCUUGGAAUAGCAUGAUUGCAGGACAUGUGAGAAAUGGACAAGAUUUUGAGGUUUUUGAAAUUUUUAGUAAAAUGCAAUGUGCAGGAGUUAAACCUACUUAUAUGACAUUUGCUAGUGUUGUUAAGUCAUGUGCUAGCCUUAGAGAAUUGGUGUUAGUAAGAUUGAUGCAAUGUAAGGCUCUGAAGAGUGGUUUUACCACAAACGAAAUUGUCAUAACUGCACUCAUGGUAGCAUUGAGUAAGUGCAAUGAAAUGGAUGAUUCGUUUAGUCUAUUCUCGUUGAUGGAAGAAGGUAAAAAUGUGGUGUCAUGGACUGCGAUGAUCAGUGGUUACUUGCAGAAUGGUGGCACUAACAAGGCUGUGAAUUUGUUUUCUCAAAUGAGAAGGGAAGGUGUUAAACCAAAUCAUUUUACAUAUUCUGCGAUCCUUACUGUGCAGCAUGAUGUUUUCGUUUCCGAAAUGCAUGCUGAAGUUAUCAAAACUAAUUAUGAAAAGUCAUCUUCGGUAGGAACUGCACUUUUAGAUGCUUAUGUUAAGUUAGGAAAUACUAACGGUGCUGUUAAAGUUUUCAAGAUAAUUGAAGCGAAGGACUUGAUGGCAUGGUCAGCAAUGCUCGCAGGAUAUGCACUAACAGGAGAAACCGAAGAAGCUGCUAAAAUCUUCCAUCAAUUGAUAAAAGAAGGGAUCAAACCAAACGAGUUUACCUUUUCCAGCAUCAUCAAUGCUUGUGCUUCUCCUACCGCGGCAUCAGAACAAGGAAAACAGUUUCAUGCCUAUGCAAUUAAAAUGAGAUUUCAUAACGCUUUAUGUGUAAGCAGUGCUCUUGUUACCAUGUAUGCAAAGAGAGGCAAUAUUGAUAGUGCACAUGAAGUUUUUAAAAGGCAGAAGGAUAGGGACUUGGUUUCUUGGAAUUCAAUGAUCUCUGGAUAUUCACAACAUGGCCAGGCCAAAAAAGCUUUAGAGGUAUUUGAUGAGAUGCAAAAACGAAACAUGGAAGUGGAUUCCGUAACAUUCAUCGGAGUCAUUACUGCCUGCACUCAUGCUGGCCUAGUGGAAAAAGGUCAAAAGUACUUCAAUUCAAUGAUCAAUGAUCAUCACAUUAAUCCAACAAUGAAGCACUACUCUUGCAUGAUAGAUUUAUAUAGUCGUGCAGGGAUGCUGGAAAAAGCUAUGGAUAUCAUAAAUGAGAUGCCAUUUCCUCCUGGUGCAACUGUGUGGCGCACUCUCUUGGGAGCCGCUCGAGUACACCGCAAUAUAGAGCUCGGAGAACUUGCUGCUGAAAAACUUAUUUCUCUUCAGCCAGAAGACUCGGCUGCAUAUGUCCUAUUAUCCAAUAUGUAUGCUGCAGCAGGAAACUGGCAAGAGAGAACCAAUGUGAGAAAACUAAUGGAUAAAAGAAAAGUGAAAAAAGAACCAGGGUAUAGUUGGAUUGAGGUUAAAAACAAGACAUACUCAUUCUUGGCUGGUGAUUUGACACACCCUUUGUCAAACCAAAUUUACUCGAAACUUUCAGAGUUGAGUAUCAGGUUGAAAGAUGCAGGUUAUCAACCUGAUACAAACUAUGUAUUUCAUGAUAUUGAAGACGAACAGAAAGAAACUAUUCUUUCUCAUCACAGUGAAAGGCUGGCUAUUGCUUUUGGGUUAAUAGCUACACCUCCUGAAAUUCCAAUCCAGAUUGUGAAGAAUCUUAGGGUCUGUGGAGAUUGUCAUAACUAUAUCAAGUUAGUAUCACUCAUUGAACAGAGAUAUAUUGUUGUCAGAGAUUCAAAUCGGUUUCAUCACUUUAAAGAUGGAUUGUGCUCAUGUGGAGACUAUUGGUGAUAUUUGAGCUAUAAUGUGUUGUUUUGAAGAUGCUUAAGCAUCAUGUGCAUUAGAAUUCUUUUGGCAAAGAAAAUUUUAAAUUAGGCGAGACACACUCUCAUGGCAAGGUCAGAGAGAACCGUCAAUUUCAUUGAAAAAUUAGAAUAUAAUUUAUGUAUAGUUUACCAAUGGCGGAAUUACGAACUUGAACCCAAGGCAUGGCAGGUGUGAGCCAAGGUACAAAGAGAAACCAUGAAAGCUUCUCUGUGAAGCAUAAAGUCUCAAGGAAGCUUUAUGUAAGGAGACUUGUCGGAUUAGGAAUUGAAAUCACAUGUACAUUGCAUUGGUUCUCUGCUCUGAGUGAGAUAGGCCAUGGUAGAUAUUGUUCAACUUGUGAAUAAUGAUCCAUCAACAGAACUUUUAGAAAGUAUGCUUUUAAUAUUUGCUAUAACAAAAAGGUCCAUAGCAUUUCUAUAAUUUGUUAACUGAUUGCAGGAAUCCUCAAAAGUCCCAACCAAUUUUGCUUAUUAACUGAUUCAACAAGUAAUAAUUAAUUUAGUUAUUUCAUCUAUGUUUUGAGAGUAAUUGGUGUCCAAAAUUUAUGUAACUGAAUUAUAAGUACACAAAAUUUGGUAAUGUAACCAAGUCAA